This is a messenger RNA of Cucurbitaria berberidis CBS 394.84, 500 nucleotides long. RefSeq lists its product as uncharacterized. The record is from RefSeq and is a predicted model, not a curated record. NCBI's taxonomy places the organism in Eukaryota, Fungi, Ascomycota, Dothideomycetes, Pleosporales, Cucurbitariaceae. The coding region runs from base 76 to 420 and encodes 114 amino acids. The transcript has a single exon.
AUAUGAGCUGAGGGUUUCUAGUACCCUUACAGCAGCUGCACGAUGAGCGGAAAUGCGUAGGAAACGUCUUGUGUAAUGAAUUCAGGCUUCAUAAGGUCUUGGCUUGCUCUACUCUUGCCCUCAAUUAUGACCCGACUUAAAAUCGUACGAUUCUUUUGCUUUACUAGUGGUAAAAUCUGUCAAAGAUCGUACUACGCUUCGCAGAUAGAUCUUUACGUCUUGGUCAGGAUUUCAACGCUUCUUUACCACAUCCAAUUCCACGGCUACUUAAUAAUAUGCUCUUCUGAAUCACGCUCUACCUAUCUUCCUCUAUUCACUGUAUAUUGUUCCUUUAAGUUUAUAUAUCACAUUAUCUCCUUGAAAUACUCGCGAACCUUUCAUUUACUUUCAGAAUUAGCAUACAGGCUUGUCUUGGAAUAAAUCAUUACAACCACCACUCUACGACUAAAGUAUACGUCAUGAAAUCAUCGCGUCGAAUAACUAAAUGCAUUACUUAUAUC